AAAUAUUUAAUUUGUUUGUCUAUAUGGAAGGAGAAAGAGGAAGAUGAAAUUUAGCGUUUGGGCCAUCGAAAGAGGUCCAUUGGGUGGAGUUGGGCAUAAAAGGAAGCACAAGUGGGAAAGCAAAACAAAGCAGCAUGGGUGAUGCAUACCAAAUCGACGUUUUCUGGCACGAGGGAAUGUUGAAGCACGACACUGGCAAUGGUGUUUUUGAUAAGGGAAUGGAUCCAGGGUUCUUAGACGUGUUGGAGAAGCACCCUGAAAACUCAGAUAGAGUGAGGAACAUGCUUUCUAUCCUCAAAAGGGGUCCUAUCGCCCCUUACGUUUCUUGGCACCACGCUACACCUGCUCUCUUAUCUCAACUUGUUUCGUUUCACACUCCAGAAUACGUAAAUGAACUGGUAGAAGCUGAUAAAGAAGGGGGGAAGAUUUUUUGUGAAGGGACAUUCUUGAAUCCUGGAUCAUGGGAUGCUGCCCUUCUUGCUGCUGGGACUACCCUGUCUGCAAUGAAGCAUUUACUGGAUGGGAAUGGAAAAGUUGCUUAUGCGUUGGUUAGACCCCCUGGUCACCAUGCUCAGCCUUCUCAGGCUGAUGGCUACUGUUUCCUUAACAAUGCAGGUUUAGCAGUACAAUUGGCUUUAGAUUCUGGGUGUAAGAAGGUUGCAGUUGUAGAUAUUGAUGUUCAUUAUGGAAAUGGCACAGCAGAGGGGUUUUAUCGAUCUAAUAAAGUUCUUACCAUCUCUCUUCAUAUGAAUCAUGGAUCAUGGGGUCCAUCUCAUCCACAAAGUGGAGCUGUUGAUGAGCUAGGUGAAGGAGAAGGUUAUGGCUAUAACUUGAACAUUCCUCUACCAAACGGAACUGGUGACAAAGGAUAUGUAUAUGCCUUCAAUGAGUUGGUCGUUCCAUCAAUAGAAAAGUUUGGGCCUGAUAUGAUAGUUUUGGUUGCUGGACAAGACUCUAGCGUAUUUGAUCCUAAUGGAAGGCAAUGCUUAACCAUGGAGGGCUACAGAGAAAUUGGGCGGAUUUUUCAUCUUCUUGCAACAAGGCACAGUGAUGGACGCCUUCUAAUUGUCCAGGAAGGUGGAUACCAUAUCUCAUAUUCUGCAUAUUGUUUACAUGCCACACUUGAGGGGGUUCUCAACCUACCAAAGCCUCUACUACCAGAUCCUAUUGCUUAUUACCCAGAAGACGAGACAUUUCCUGUCAAAGUUAUAGAAGCCAUUAAAAGUUAUCAAAAAGAUAAAGUGCCCUUGUGGAGAAACUCAUGAGAUACUUCUUCCAAAACCUUAUGCCCAUGUUUGAUUAUUGGUAAAAAAAACUAUUAGAGAUAAGAAGGGUUAAUAUUUAUCAUGUAUGCUAUUUUAUAUUUCUACCUAUAAAAUGUCACAUCAAUAAAAUAUACUAUUUUAUAAUA
Cajanus cajan (pigeon pea) is the source of this 1411-nucleotide messenger RNA. It is a transcript of the gene HDA08, whose product is annotated as histone deacetylase 8. Gene Ontology annotation, biological process: epigenetic regulation of gene expression. NCBI's taxonomy places the organism in Eukaryota, Viridiplantae, Streptophyta, Magnoliopsida, Fabales, Fabaceae. Gene Ontology annotation, molecular function: histone deacetylase activity. The record is from RefSeq and is a predicted model, not a curated record.